Staurois parvus is the source of this 331-nucleotide messenger RNA. NCBI's taxonomy places the organism in Eukaryota, Metazoa, Chordata, Amphibia, Anura, Ranidae. The record is from the annotation of a GenBank genome assembly.
GACCCCAGUCCAGGGGGGAGAUUGCCUGCCAGCUGCCUGAGACCCCAGCCCAAAAGGAAAGACCACCCUCCUAUUCCGGACCCCAACAGGUACCUGUGUCUUACUUUCUAUCCCUGGGAGACCAGGCACCCUGUCGGAUCCGUGAGCAUAGGUUUUCCCCCGUUUUACCUGAACUGUUCCUGGGCUGACCCCCUACCCCCCUUGUUGGAUUACAAUCUGCUACAGAGGCUUUUCCUUUGCUCUCGGUACUGGACUACAAGUGUUUUAGCCCCUCCUUGCUGCCCCUUACUGGCGAGGUCACCCUCCCUGCAAUCCCCCCAUUGAGUGACUG